UAUAAACACCACUAGACAGGGGAUAUGACAGUUUUAUAGAAAAUCGUUGAGCGCCUGUCAAUUGCGAUGCUUUGAUCAGCAUCCCUAGGGGCUGCUCCUUGACGCAUUCCUAACAACUGUAGGUAGUUCAGUAGAGAACGAGGAACACUACUAAGAUAAGCCGUCGUGCCAGCCGUUUGCCAGGUCAGCGCUUUUCGAUGCGGUCCAUUUCACCUACUGUAGGCCAUCCUUUACCGUGCAACAGAACGCUAGGAAAAGGUGGCACACAACCUGAUACAACAACCGUUUACUUUGCGAGUGUCAUUUCCCAUUCUAACUCCCAAGCGUGGAGUCCAAGGCGACAGCCAUUCAAGCCACAGCACUUUGCAGGGCUGUUGUCUGAACUCCUCCAUCUUCGUUACAUCCUUUUCCAAAUGCAAGGAAAUCAGCAGCAGCCCCAGCAUCAGCAGCCCGCUGAUGAUCGGGAACUUCCUCCGAACACUUCCCCGCAGCAGCCAGGUCCGUCACGCAUCUGGCAUCAGCUGCAGCCCGAGCUCGCGGAGCGCAUCAUCAGCUUCCUGCCGCCCAACGAGGUCGCCUGCACCGUGCGGCUGAUCAACAAGGCUGCGGCCGCGCAGUUCCGCGGGCCUGGAUACACCACCGUGAAGCUUUCUUCCCAUGUGCCGCCCCACGCAUUCAAGGAGCAAUGGGAGCGACCUGGCGUCAUGCGUGGGAUGUCGCUCCAGCGGCGGCAGGCGCUGCAGAUGCUUACAGCUCACAGCGGCAGUCUGCCAAACCUCCAGGUGGCAGUUGCUGUCACAGGGAUUCUUUUGAUUCAGGCGUUCGAUGGGCGCUUGACCUCCGUUUCCCAGGCAGCGGCCGAAGCAGGCCAGCUGGAGAUGUGCCAGUGGCUGGUGCAGCAGGGCUACCCCUUGCAUAAUGUUAUUGAGGAGGCAGCUGGCGCCGGGCAGCAGGCCAUUUGCGAGUGGUGCCUGGCUGCCGGAUGCCCCUGGAGUUCUGACGCUGUGUACGCUGCAGCUCGAGGAGGCCAUGUGGGCCUGAUGGAUUGGCUGCUGCAGCUGUGCCCGGCAGAAAGUGUAUACGUUGGGGCUGAUGUGCUGCUUGACGCAGCUGUCGGCUGCGAGCUGCACACCCUGCAGCACCUGUACCAUGAAUGGGCAGGUGAGCAGCAGCUAGACUACCAUGAUCAAUUGUAUAUGGUGGCAGCUGCGGCCAGGAGCUCCACACCUGAUUGGCAGGACAAGCUAGUAUGGCUGGAAACGCAAGGCUUUCCUGGUGAUCAGGCUUGCUUGGGCGCCGCCUCCUGCCCAGACGCUCUGGAUCGAUUGAGGUGGCUGCGGGGGCGGGGCUAUCCUCUGAAUGAAGACGUUGCUUUGGUGGAAGCAGCAGAACGGGGCAACUUGGAGGUGCUGCAGUACCUGCUGCUGUCUGAGGGUGUCGAGCCCAGUCUGGAAUGUGGUAGAAUGGCUGCUAGGUGUGGCAGCCUGGGAGCGCUAACCCUGCUGCAUGCCCAUGGCUGCCCAAUGGACAUGGAGACGGUCCGGGCUGCAGCAAGGAAGGGGCACCUGCAAGUGGUGGUCUGGCUGGUGGAGGCGCUGGGCGCAGCACUGCAGCUGGGCGCAGAGGAGUUCAGCAGUGCUGCCUGUUCAGGCAACCUGGAGCUGCUGAGGUGGCUGCAUGAGAGGGGCUGCCCCUGGGAUGCAGAUGCCAUUGCAGGAGCUGCGGGGUCAGGGUGUGAGGAAGCACUGGAGUGGCUAGUGGAGCAGGGCUGCCCCUUGCCGGGCGGUGGUUCCCCCUACAUGGUAGCUGCACGCAACAACGACCUGGCUACCCUGGCCUGCCUGAAGCGGCUGGGCUGCCCCUGGGGCCCGCCUGGACACCUCCUCAAGGAGUGCCUCCAACACAGCCGUCCUUGCAAUGCGGUGCUGAGCUGGCUGCUGGCAGCAGGUUAUCCCAUGACGGUGGAGGCGGCGCUGGAGGGCAUGCAGCACCCCUUUCCCUGGAGGCCCUAUGGUGCAGAUGUCUGCAUUGCGAGGCGGCUGUGGGGGUGGCUGCAGGCGAACCUGGGCCUGCAGCCGCCCCAGCAGGACCCCUGAUGAUGAGGUGGCUGGGGAGGCAGGGAAGGGGUAGGCGGUGGCAGCUGCUGGGCGUUGUGAGGGUACGGCGAAGUCAUGCUGUUGCCGUACUGCUGCCUGUCGUACGUGACAUGCAUGUGGGGUACAAUAGGUAUGGGGCGCAGGAGGGCUGUAUCCUGUUGUAAUAGAAGGUCUUGAUGCAGUGAAAAGGUUUCGUCUUGACAAG
Messenger RNA from Astrephomene gubernaculifera, 2301 nucleotides. The record is from the annotation of a GenBank genome assembly. NCBI's taxonomy places the organism in Eukaryota, Viridiplantae, Chlorophyta, Chlorophyceae, Chlamydomonadales, Astrephomenaceae.